Molecule: messenger RNA, 1467 nt
Organism: Funneliformis caledonium
Lineage: Eukaryota; Fungi; Glomeromycota; Glomeromycetes; Glomerales; Glomeraceae
Source: the annotation of a GenBank genome assembly
AUGUCGUAUGAAAGAAUUUAUAAAGAAUUAAAUUAUGCUAAAGAAGAAUAUAAGAAGGCAGUGGAGAAAUUGGAGAGGGAAUAUAGGAGAUUUAGAAGAGGAGAGAGGAGAAUUGGAAAAGGAGAAGGAGAGGCUGGUGAAGAACGUGGACGAUUGAAAGAAGCAGGUGGAGGAGUGGGGAAAGUAAUGAACAAAUUGCUUGUGAAACAUAAGUCUGAAGAAUUAGAAAGUGAAGGUGUUGAUAAACAGUUGGAUAAUGAUGACCUGGCUUUUUUAAAUUGUCAUCCACCAAAAAACCAUGAUAUACCAAUUACCUUGUACCAUGAAUUUUUUGGAGAAUUUUUAAAAGAUUGUAAAGAUUUCAACAUAAAAAAUGAAGACAAAAACACAAGGUUUGUCAACUAUGAUACAACAUCUUAUAAAUUCAAUAGCAAUGGUCAAGAAAUUGAUGGUGUAUGGAGAAAAAAAUACAAUGGGAAAACUACUUUAUUAACCAUCUUUGAAUUCAAGAAUGAGUUUUCAGUAGCUGAUUCUUACAUGCAAGCAAGUGCAUACUAUUCUAAAUAUUUUGAAGAGUUAUAUAUCAAAAAGUCACAUAUCCUUCAACACACUUGCAUACCAACUUUCCUUGUUUACAUUUAUGGACCCUAUUUUGGAAUUGCUGGUGCAGUCAUGGGACAAAGCAUUACUAUUGACCCACUUAUAGAAGGAUCACUAAUAUUAAGACAUGGAAAUGAGUCUUGGAUAAACCAGAUAACAAAAGUUUUUUGUGCAUUACGAAAAGCUAAUGACAAUCUGGAUAAAUAUUAUGAAGAAAUUGUGAAAUCAGGAGAGAAUCUUCAAAUGGAAAGAAAAAUGAAGGAACAAGUACGUUAUCCUUUUUUAAAAAAAUAUAAAUCAACAUCUGAAGAAUUUGUGAAUAUUGAGUAUAUAGAUCGGAUUGAUAGUGAAAAUAAAAAGCUUAUUUUUUUGGUGAAGGAAUCAGGAGUAAAGCGUAUUCUGAAAUUUACUACUUUAUACAAUGCAGAUGUACAUAAAUUCUGCUUCAAUCAAGGUUUUGCAUCAGAACUGGUAAAAAUUGAUAAUGUUGAGAACACUGACUUUAGAUUUGUUAUUAUGGAAUACCUUGAUGGAUUUAAUGUUAUAUCUGACAUAUGGCAUAAAUUAAAAGAGAAAGAAAAGAUAGAGUUAAAAAAAAAGAUUUUAGAUGUAGUAAAAAUAAUGCAUGAUAAUAAUUUUGUUCAUGGUGAUCUUAAUUUUGAAAAUAUAAUGGCAAAAUUAAACUCAGAUGGAAAUUGGAUUGUAAAAUUUAUAGAUUUUGACUGGACUGGAUAUAAUAGAGAAGCAGAAUAUCCACAAUUCCUAAAUAAGAAGAUUCCUUGGUAUAAUGAUGUGCAACAACUUGGUAAAAUCUUUUAUGAUCAUGAUAAUCAUUUAAUAAGUUAUUACUUUAAUAGAUAUAGAUGA